ACAUAGGAUGACGUUGCGUGCCUCGCACCGCCUGCUGGCUAUACUAAGACGUUGUACUACUUCCACCCACCUGGUCCAGCGAAGCAGCCACACAACAUCGCACAGAAGCCAGGACAACGGGGAAGACAGUGGACGAGAUCGUCAGGAUGGCGAGCAAAAGGACAGCGGCCAGAGGAAGUUCGGGUGGCGCAGCCUGGUCCGCUUCUUUGUGCCCUUCUCCCUAGGGGCGGUGGCCAGUACGUUGGUGAUCGAGCGAGAAGAGCUCACGCCCACGAUAGCCGCCAGAGCGAUGUCCAGCCGGAGGCGCGACUACAACUUCAUCGCCGACGUGGUCGCCGGUUGUGCGGACUCCGUGGUCUACAUCGAGAUCAAGGAUACGCGACACUUUGAUUACUUCAGCGGUCAGCCCAUUACGGCCUCGAAUGGCUCUGGAUUCAUCAUCGAACAGAACGGCCUCAUCCUGACCAAUGCCCACGUGGUAAUCAACAAACCGCACACCAUGGUCCAGGUGCGGCUCUCCGACGGCCGGACCUUCCCCGCCACCAUCGAGGACGUGGAUCAGACCUCCGACUUGGCCACGCUGCGCAUCCAGGUGAAUAACCUGUCAGUGAUGCGGCUGGGGAAGAGCAGCACCCUCCGUUCCGGUGAAUGGGUGGUGGCUUUGGGUAGUCCCCUGGCCCUAAGCAACACGGUCACGGCCGGCGUCAUCAGCUCCACGCAGCGGGCCUCCCAAGAACUUGGCCUGCGGAACAGGGACAUCAACUAUCUGCAAACGGAUGCUGCCAUUACGUUCGGUAACUCGGGCGGUCCCUUGGUCAACCUUGACGGCGAGGCCAUUGGCGUUAACUCGAUGAAGGUGACGGCGGGUAUAAGCUUUGCCAUUCCCAUCGACUAUGUGAAGGUCUUCCUGGAGCGGGCGGCCGAGCGGCGUAAAAAGGGAUCGGCCUACAAGACGGGCUAUCCUGUGAAGCGCUACAUGGGCAUCACCAUGCUGACGCUCACGCCUGACAUACUGUUCGAGCUGAAGUCUAGGAGCCAGAAUAUGCCCAACAACCUCACGCACGGGGUGCUGGUGUGGAAGGUCAUUGUGGGAUCUCCGGCGCACAGUGGCGGUUUGCAACCCGGCGACAUAGUGACCCACAUCAACAAGAAGGAAAUCAAGAACUCCUCGGAUGUGUACGAUGCCCUGGCCGACAACAGUAAAACGCUGGACAUAGUCAUCCUGCGCGGCGUGAAGCAGAUGCAUGUGACCAUCACGCCAGAGGAUCCCUAAUGAACGCCAUCUCCACGCUACACACUAACCUGUUAGCAUAGAUCAUAGCAUGACCAGAUUGUGUUCGCAUGAUUUGCAAUAUAUAUAUAUUUGUAACAGAAA
This is a messenger RNA of Drosophila serrata, 1375 nucleotides long. It is a transcript of the gene HtrA2, whose product is annotated as HTRA2-related serine protease. The record is from RefSeq and is a predicted model, not a curated record. Gene Ontology annotation, molecular function: protein binding; serine-type endopeptidase activity. NCBI's taxonomy places the organism in Eukaryota, Metazoa, Arthropoda, Insecta, Diptera, Drosophilidae. Gene Ontology annotation, biological process: proteolysis; positive regulation of apoptotic process; programmed cell death.